Messenger RNA from Cynara cardunculus var. scolymus (artichoke), 1534 nucleotides. Its product is annotated as tubulin beta chain-like. Gene Ontology annotation, cellular component: cytoplasm; microtubule. Gene Ontology annotation, molecular function: structural constituent of cytoskeleton; GTPase activity; GTP binding. Gene Ontology annotation, biological process: mitotic cell cycle; microtubule cytoskeleton organization. Bases 25 to 1362 code for a protein of 445 amino acids. NCBI's taxonomy places the organism in Eukaryota, Viridiplantae, Streptophyta, Magnoliopsida, Asterales, Asteraceae. The transcript is spliced from 3 exons. The record is from RefSeq and is a predicted model, not a curated record.
AAAACAUAUUAUUUUUCAAGAAAAAUGAGAGAAAUUCUCCAUAUUCAAGCUGGACAAUGUGGAAACCAGAUCGGUGCAAAGUUUUGGGAGGUUGUUUGCGAUGAACACGGGAUCGAUUCCACCGGAAAGUACAACGGAAACACCCAUGUCCAACUAGAGAGGGUCAAUGUGUAUUACAACGAGGCUACCGGUGGACGAUACGUCCCCAGGGCCGUUUUGGUCGACUUGGAGCCCGGCACGAUGGACAGUCUGCGUGCCGGACCUUACGGCAAAAUUUUCCGUCCAGAUAAUUUCAUUUUCGGCCAAAAUGGUGCCGGAAACAAUUGGGCCAAGGGUCAUUACACCGAAGGUGCCGAGUUAGUUGAUGCGGUUUUAGAUGUUGUCCGUAAGGAAGCCGAGAAUUGUGAUUGCUUACAAGGAUUCCAAGUAUGUCAUUCGCUUGGAGGAGGUACUGGAUCGGGGAUGGGUACGUUAUUGAUAUCAAAGAUCCGAGAGGAAUAUCCCGAUCGGAUGAUGUUGACGUUUUCGGUUUUCCCGUCACCUAAGGUGUCAGACACGGUGGUUGAGCCUUAUAAUGCCACCCUUUCGGUCCAUCAAUUGGUUGAAAAUGCCGACGAAUGCAUGGUACUUGAUAAUGAAGCAUUGUACGAUAUCUGUUUUCGAACCCUCAAGCUCACCAACCCAAGUUUUGGAGACUUAAACCACUUGAUAUCAACCACGAUGAGUGGGGUGACCUGCUGUCUCCGGUUCCCCGGUCAACUCAACUCCGACCUCCGUAAGCUCGCCGUGAAUCUCAUCCCAUUCCCGCGCCUCCACUUCUUCAUGGUCGGAUUCGCACCGUUAACCUCCCGUGGAUCCCAACAUUACCGUGCCCUCACCAUCCCGGAGCUCACCCAACAAAUGUGGGAUGCCAAGAACAUGAUGUGCGCCGCCGACCCCCGUCACGGCCGCUACCUCACCGCCUCCGCCAUGUUCCGUGGCAAAAUGUCCACCAAAGAAGUCGACGAGCAAAUGAUCAAUGUACAAAACAAAAACUCCUCCUAUUUCGUUGAAUGGAUCCCCAAUAAUGUGAAAUCCAGCGUCUGUGACAUCCCUCCGACUGGACUGGCGAUGUCGUCGACUUUUAUGGGGAAUUCGACGUCGAUUCAGGAGAUGUUCCGGCGAGUUUCCGAACAGUUCACGGUGAUGUUUAGGAGGAAGGCUUUCUUACAUUGGUAUACCAGUGAGGGGAUGGAUGAGAUGGAAUUCACGGAGGCGGAGAGCAACAUGAAUGAUCUGGUGUCGGAGUAUCAACAGUAUCAAGAUGCGGUGGCCGAUGAUGUCGAAGAAGAAGAGUACGAAGAAGACGAAGAAGAAAAUUAAGUGUGGAUUUUUGAAUUAUUAUUAUUAUAUUUUCUGUUUUAUUUUUUGUCUUGAUUUCGGGAUGUUUUUAUAUGGAGUGAUUAUUGAUUUCACAUGUAUCUAUCAUCGUUAAUAUGUCGAACUUAUUCGUUUUUUAUUUGUGAAUAAAAUAUUAUAUUUUGAUUUUUUUUAU